This is a messenger RNA of Racocetra persica, 351 nucleotides long. The record is from the annotation of a GenBank genome assembly. Lineage: Eukaryota; Fungi; Glomeromycota; Glomeromycetes; Diversisporales; Gigasporaceae.
AGAUUCAAGAAAUCACAUUCCAGAUUUAACCAAACUGAUGAGUCACUUUUAGAUGUUCAAGAACCUGACCUUGAGGGAAAAUGUCUGCGCUGUGAGAGUGAGAACUCUGACGAAAAUUGGUGCGGUUCAUGCACAAAAGAUAUUGGUAUUUCACAAUUACCGGAUGAUCUAUUUGGUCACUUAAUUCGUCCAAAAAAUAUGAAAGAUAAAUCAGAAAAGCUUAAAGAUGAUGAAGUAGAAAAUAAUCUUUUUAAUAUAGUUACAUUAUCAUGGCCACUGUCUCGCGGAGUUAAAUCAUUUAUUGAAUAUAUUCCUAAAGAAAGAUUUCAAAAUAUAAAGCCUAAAUAUGUG